AUGCAUCGACUUUUUGCUGAGCUGGAGCCAUCUGUAACCGUCAGCGAGCAAAACCUGGCAGACCGAGUUCGGUAUAUCUUGCGCUCAAAUACAUUUGAUGUCACCGAACUCGAACGGCUACGACGUGAGGCUGUUCCUUCAUCGGGUGAAAAUGCUGCGGCUGAGGAUGCGGUGCCACAACUUGCUGAGCAAACGGCAAAUGUGCAUGCCGCCGUGAAUACCCUAGUUGUGGUUGAUUCAAACGAUGAUGGAACAAUCACGGAGGAACUGGAGCUAGAGUAA
This is a messenger RNA of Parnassius apollo (apollo), 282 nucleotides long. The record is from the annotation of a GenBank genome assembly. NCBI's taxonomy places the organism in Eukaryota, Metazoa, Arthropoda, Insecta, Lepidoptera, Papilionidae.